AGUCGAUGUCGGUCCCUAGUUUCGAUUUCUCGGUAAAAGAGAAUAAGAGUGAAUCAGACGCGAAAAAGAAGAAUAAGAAAAAUUUUUUAAAAGCACAAUAUCAGAAUUAUUUAAAAGGAUACGAAAAUACUCCGGAAUCCAGAGCUGCCCGAGACCAAUAUGCCGACAAUGUGAGGACAAGCUAUCAAACCGUUUAUUCGGCCGGAGCAGCUACCAUUUUUGAAGAGCUGAAAGGAAAAGGGAUUAUUCCUGAUCCAAAACCAGUAAGAACUUCUGAACACAAGCUAGACAAGUCCCGAUACUGUGCGUACCAUAAAUCUCCGGGACACAAUACCGAUGAGUGUCUCGGCCUUUUAUCAGCUCUCUUACAUUUGAUCGGGCAUCCCCAGCUUCAAAAGUUCAGAAAUUUUGACAAUCGUCGGAAAGGAAGGCCUGUGGAUCUUUCUGACGAGGAAGAAGAUGACAAUCGACCCGCCAACCCAAAAAGAGCUCGCGCGAAUGAUAAGGAAGUUUUUACGUUUUCUACCCUUGUCGGUACUUCGACCGACAACUGCAAAAAGUCCAAAACACAUGACGCAUUAAACUCUUCAUACUGCAUACCUCGAGUUAACUCUAAUACCAAACAGUUGGACACUUCUCGGUGGAAAGCCAAAGCCUAUGCCAGGGAGGCACAAAAUGCCGAGAAACGAGUCAUGAACGUUGAUCUUCGAGAUACCAUUAAUAAGCGAAAUUGUCCUAUCACAUUCAGUAUCGAAGAUGCCAAUCUAUUCGCUCAUCCUCAUUCCGACGCCCUAAUUAUCACAGCCCCGAUUGGAGGGAUCCUCGUCCACCGAAUUUUGGUCGAUACAGGAGCUUAUUCAA
This is a messenger RNA of Striga hermonthica, 861 nucleotides long. Lineage: Eukaryota; Viridiplantae; Streptophyta; Magnoliopsida; Lamiales; Orobanchaceae. The record is from the annotation of a GenBank genome assembly.